Molecule: messenger RNA, 1495 nt
Organism: Lates calcarifer (barramundi perch)
Lineage: Eukaryota; Metazoa; Chordata; Actinopteri; Centropomidae
Product: olfactory receptor 10A6-like
Biological process (GO): G protein-coupled receptor signaling pathway
Cellular component (GO): membrane
Molecular function (GO): G protein-coupled receptor activity; olfactory receptor activity
Source: RefSeq, a predicted model, not a curated record
AUGAACUCCACACAGUUUUCUAACUUCAAACUUGCUGCCUACUUUGACACUGGACUGUUAAAAUAUCUAUUUUUCAUGAGUCUCACAUUGUUAUAUGUUUUAAUUCUUUGUGCCAAUGUGUUGCUGAUUGUGAUUAUCUGUAUGAACAGAAGUUUACAUGAACCUAUGUACCUGUUUCUGUGCAGCCUGUUUGUAAAUGAACUGUAUGGUAGUACAGGGUUGUUUCCAUUCCUUCUGCUUCAGAUCCUCUCUGACAUUCACACUGUUUCUGUUCCCUUUUGUUUCCUGCAGAUUUUCUGUUUGUACUCGUAUGUAGGUGUGGAAUUUUUCAACUUAGCCAUCAUGUCUUAUGACAGAUACCUUGCUAUCUGUUAUCCUCUACAAUAUAACACACAAAUGACAUCUAACAAGGUCGCCAUGCUUAUUGCUGCAACAUGGUUUCCCCCUUUUCUUGCAGUUGUUGGAACAAUAUCCUUGAGUUCCUCUUUACAGUUGUGUGGAAACAUCCUUAACAAAGUGGCCUGUGACAACUACUCUAUUGUGAAACUGGCCUGCUCUGACACAACAGUAAAUAACAUUUACGGACUUGUUACCACUACUCUCAUAGUUGUUGCUCUUUUAAUUUUAAUUCUUUACACUUACGUGAAGAUUCUUAAAGUUUGUUUUUCUGGUUCUAAACAGACCAGACAAAAAGCUGUCAGUACCUGCACACCUCACCUUGCUUCUCUGCUCAACUUUUCUUUUGGGUGUUUCUUUGACGUAGUACAGACCAGGUUUAGUAUGAACAGUGUACCUGUUAUGUUGCGAAUAUUUCUGUCAUUAUAUUUUAUAACAUGUCAGCCACUCUUCAGCCCUGUACUGUACGGACUGAAAAUUACCAAGGUUCCAAGAAUCCUGAACAAAACGGGUUCAAGAACUAGAGCUGAUUUGGUGGAAGAAGGGUAAGUGUGAGGACAGAAAGACUGUUCCAUGUCCAAAAAAGUACUGCUAACUUUGAGAGCCGUCUCAGGCUACAUUCACACCAAAAUGUUUUCAUUUUAAAAUGGAAACAUCUCAGCCCAGACAAGUGUUUUAGCUGUUUAUCAGAAAUACCUUCUGUCCAUAUUAACACACCUGAAAACACACAGGACAUGACCAUUCCCAUACACUAGACAUGUACCUGCCAAUGUAAACUUGGGGCCGAUUGUCUUCUCUGCAUGUGGUUGCUUAGUUGCUGAAAGUACUAUGAAAAAAAUAUAUAACGGUUGUGUAAUUACAUUCUGGACAACAGUUGCUAACAAAGAUGCCAAGAUCAGCAACCCUUGUAAUUUGUUAUCCAUGUUGCCUUCACAGCUGGCAGUCAAGCCCUUAGUUGAAGCUGGUAAGAACCAAUCAGGAAGUGAAUGUGGGUGUCUGUGUCAUCUUUACCAAAAGUCUGAGUUUUUGCUCAUCCAGACAAAAAUUCAACCCCUGACUUUUCAGGCUAAAACAGAACCAGCAAAAGUCUGGAAAUGUC